AUGGCGGCGACUUUGGAUCCGCCUCGGUUGGAAGUCUCAGGAGGUGGUAAAAUUGUCGAGUUCGAGUCGGCUUCCAUCACACCACCCCAGAGCGCCAACGGAAAGAAGGAUGCGCCUGAAGGGGUGCCCUCGGAGUUAUCAGAUCUUGAGCUGGAUUUCAAAUCUGCUGCAGGGCCUGGCGAACCUUCGAUCAAGCGGGAGCAUUCCGAAGAACUGGAGGUCCUUGAAGAUAUCGAACCCGACCAUUACUAUGGCGGUGGAAAGAUCCCAGUAUUCAAGCCAACAAUGGAUCAAUUCUCUGACUUCCAGUCCUUUAUCAAAAGGAUUGACAAGUAUGGAAUGCAAGCGGGUAUCGUGAAAGUGGUUCCCCCAAAGGAGUGGUCCGAAUCACUUCCCCCAUUGGACGAGCAAGUGAAAACCAUCCGUGUGAAGAAUCCUAUCAUGCAGGAGUUCCAUGGAUCGCACGGAACAUACACACAGGCCAAUAUUGAACGACAGCGCACAUACAAUCUGCCUCAGUGGAAGGGCCUGUGUGAAGAAAGUAGCCACCAACCGCCUGCUCGCCGCGGAGAGCGUCGUCGGAACCAAGAACGGGUUAAUCGACCAGCUCCUACCCCACGACCUCAGGCUUCUCGCCCUGAGGGUCAGAAGCGUCGACCUGGCCGACCUCCCAAGCGUGGAAAUCAAGUCAAAGUCAAGGAUGAGCCAACCGAUGAUGACACAGAGAAGUCUAGGCCUGAAGGCCCUCCAACACCCGUUUCACCUGAAUCACUUCCCGUUGAAACCAAAAGCGAGGACUUGAGUGAUGGCGAAUCUCUUCCGGCCGCCAAGCCCAAGGGGAGACAGGCUAAGUCUGUCACGGCACGUCGAAAGAAUAACCGUGGCGAGACCGUUGACCUUGUGGACGAGGAGGCUUUCAAGGAGUUUGAUUAUCGUAUCCACGACAAUGAGGAUUACACUGCGGAGAGGUGCGAGGAGCUAGAGACCGCCUACUGGAAGUCGCUCAUGUUCAACAACCCGAUGUACGGCGCAGAUAUGCCAGGCUCACUCUUCGACGACUCCACCACCACUUGGAACGUGGCUAAACUGCCUAACUUGCUUGAUGUUCUUGGACAGAAAGUGCCUGGUGUCAACACGGCGUAUCUGUAUUUGGGAAUGUGGAAGGCGACGUUCGCCUGGCACUUGGAAGACGUCGAUCUCUACAGUAUCAACUAUAUCCACUUUGGUGCUCCGAAGCAGUGGUACAGCAUUUCACAAGAGGACGCCCCCAAGUUUGAGGCGGCCAUGCGCAGCAUCUGGUCUAGUGAUGCCAAGAACUGCGAUCAAUUCUUGCGCCACAAGACCUACUUGGUCUCUCCCAGCUUGUUGAAGUCUCAGUAUGGUAUCACGGUCAACCGACUGGUUCACUACGAAGGAGAGUUUGUCAUCACUUUCCCGUACGGCUAUCACUCCGGUUACAAUAUAGGCUACAACUGUGCCGAAUCUGUCAACUUUGCCACAGAGCGAUGGUUGGACUAUGGUCGCAUCGCCAAAAAGUGCAAUUGCGAAGCCGACAGCGUGUGGAUCGACGUGGAUGAAAUCGAGCGCAAACUCCGCGGCGAAGCCACCCCCGACUACUAUGGCGAUUAUGACAGCGAGUUUGAAGGGUUCGAUGGUGCUUCAGAUAUGCUCACGCCUCCACGCAGUGUGCCUGACAAGCCCUCCACCCGUGGGCGAAAGCGGAAGAAUGCGGGUGACGGGCCGCGAACCAAACGACUCAAACUCCACCUCGAUGGCCCGCGGAAGAUCCCAUGUCUGCUCUGCCCGAAUAAUCUCGAUUAUGAGGAUCUGUUGCCAACUGAAGGUGGUAAGGGACAUGUUCAUCGCCGGUGUGCCUUAUUCAUUGAAGAGACCACCAUUCUCCAUGAUGCAUCCGGCAACGAGGUAGUCUGUGACAUCGACAAGAUUCCCAAGGCCCGCUUGGGUCUAAAAUGCCUCUUCUGCCGCGAGGUUCGUGGUGCCUGCUUCCAAUGCAACUUUGGCAAAUGCACACGAGCCUAUCAUGCCACCUGUGCACUUCUGGCCGGUGUUCAGGUCGAGCAUGGUGCGAUUGCUGUCAUUGCCGACGACAGUCAACAGUACUCAUUACCUAGUGUGGAUCUCAAAUGCAAAUUCCACCGCCAAAAGCGACCCACGGGACUGUUGGUUGAAUCAUCUGAUCUGGAUCGACGGGUCAUUGAAGCUGCCUGUCGUCUGGUGCAGGGAGAUUUGAUUCAAUUCCAAGCCGACAAGGAGAUUAAUGGCGCCAUUGUCUUGGAGAAUCGCCCGGAGGAGCGGAGUCUGCUAUUAAAGGUUCUGCCGCGAGGAGAUGUCAUUGAGAUGCCUUACCGCUGGAUGCUGGUGGUACGCAAGAGCAACUUUGUGCCCCUCGCACCAGGCAUCCAACCCCUCCCGGCCCACUUAGCGCGCAAGGCCGACUCGAGAAGGGAAUUGGAGGCUGCGGUGCCGGUCGCAGGCAGUGCAUUUGGCGACAGUCGAUCUCCCUAUCAGUGGGCUGAAUUCGAGACGGUGGAUGGAGCUAGGAAUGCCUUCGCCCCACCGGUCAGGGUGAACUUGGACAAACUCGAGCAGGUGUGGCAUUAUCUGGGCACGCAGUCCACCGAGAGUAGGGCACAGUAUACGCACAACCCUAGCGUGCCCGUCCACAACCCGCGGGCCAAUUUCCUCGACAGCGUCAAGUCGCUUGGCGUGGCUGGUGGUUUCAAUGCUCGUGCAUCGAAGAUCCCCCCCCACCGUCCGUUCCAUUAUGCUGCCACCGCUCCUGCCCCUCCUUACCAGCAAAAUCUUUACGCCCAACACCGACCGCCGCUGCUACAACAAAAUCAACAUCUCCUCCCGCCAACCUUGAACGCUGUCAAUCUCGCCCCUCACCUACACUCUUCCUCCUCCACCUUGCCCCCCCCCCCUCCCCCUGCCCCUGCUGCUCCUACUGGUGCUGCUGCUGCUGGACCUGCGAUGCCGUCGGCCUUUCGAACUCUUCCGAAUUCAUCUAUCCGCCAUGCCCCCUACCCCACGGUCACCAAAUCGCACGCUCAGCAGCAGCACCACCUCACCUCCACCAAUACAUUUGCCAAUGUUCGUGACCUCAUCGCCCGUCGCCGCCUCGCCCAGAUCACCGAGCAUGCCAAUGUGUUCGCCGGGUAUACGAUCGUCAGCCCGGAAAUGGUGGUAGAGACCCUGUUGGGUCCCAUGGGAUCGAUUCCUCCGAUCAAUGGCCUCGAAAAACUCGAGCUGGCCAUGGCCCAGCAGCGUGUACAGCCUCGGGCCGCCGAUGGGACCUUGCUGCCGCCCCAGACCCUCAACAUGCGGGCAGAUGAGGUCGCUCGACUUCUUCAGAUGCUCCGAUUCUCGUUGGUGAGUCACCGCGAGCGAUUAGAUGUCAUUCAGAAGAAAGAGUCAGAAGGGGUGAAGCAGGAGAUUGUCGACCAAGGGAGUGUUGCCGCGGCGAGGAUGCCGGGAAAAUACGCCUUUUUGGAUCAGCAACGAGCCAAGGCCCCCAACGUGUAUCAGUCUCCGUAUAACAUGCCGUCCGGGCUCUCCGAGUAUGCGAAGACCACGUAUGGACUGGUUCCGUCACCGGAUGAUCCGCCCAAGUCAACCCUGGCCAACGACUUUUUUGCCAGCCUCUCCCAGGCGGACAAGGAAAAAAUCAUGAAGACGUGUGGAAGCUUUGUGCAACGUGCCAUUGAGCGAUCGACUAGUCAUAGUCGGCACAGCUCAACGGCUUCGAAUCUACGAUUGUCAUCGGCCCUUGCACAACAGACGGAGAACCCGACCAUUGAUAUUACAACGGUUGACGAUCCCCCGCUCUCCGGUCUAGACCUGCCUUUGCAUGCCGAUUCCCCUUGCUCCAGUUUUGGUCGGUCGCACAUGCGAUUCCCGUCGCCCAAUGACUUCCCCACUCACGGCCCUGACCCUCAGCCCGAUCAUCAUGAUCUAUUCGGGGAUCAACAGGCCAAUACUCGGUUCUGGCAGAACGGGCCGUGGGUCGCCGGCGACGGCAACACUCCCAACGAAGAGAAUCGGCCCUUCUUCGGGCCACAUCUCUUCGGACCCCAUGAGCGACUUAAGCACGACUAUGCUUCCUCUGAUAUGUCUUUGGGCAAAGGGCCUGGCUCCUUACAUUCGGUCGACAUGGCCGGGUUUGGUCCCGAUGUGGCCGAUGAUCUCCUCACGGGAGGACUCAGUCCAUGA
Molecule: messenger RNA, 4233 nt
Organism: Penicillium subrubescens
Lineage: Eukaryota; Fungi; Ascomycota; Eurotiomycetes; Eurotiales; Aspergillaceae
Product: putative jumonji family transcription factor
Exons: 5
Coding region: 1-4233 (1410 amino acids)
Biological process (GO): chromatin remodeling
Cellular component (GO): nucleus
Molecular function (GO): histone H3K9 demethylase activity; histone H3K36 demethylase activity
Source: RefSeq, a predicted model, not a curated record